Aphanomyces invadans is the source of this 668-nucleotide messenger RNA. RefSeq lists its product as hypothetical. Gene Ontology annotation, biological process: cytoplasmic translational elongation. Gene Ontology annotation, cellular component: cytosolic large ribosomal subunit; ribosome. The coding region runs from base 91 to 432 and encodes 113 amino acids. The record is from RefSeq and is a predicted model, not a curated record. Lineage: Eukaryota; Oomycota; Saprolegniomycetes; Saprolegniales; Verrucalvaceae. Gene Ontology annotation, molecular function: structural constituent of ribosome. The transcript has a single exon.
CGCCUUCGAGUGGAUGAUUGGAUAGGAGCGCGGCGGUGGGCGAUGGAUCAUUCUUGUUUCUGGGCUAUUACCUUAAUUUGAUUCAAGAAGAUGCGCUACGUUGCUGCUUAUUUGUUGGUUGCCCUCGCCAAGGAAGACGUCAAGCCCGCCGAUGUCAAGAACGUGUUGAAGUCCGCUGGCGUCGAAGUCGACGCGGAGCGCCUCGAAAAGCUCUUCGAAGACAUCGCUGACAAGUCGAUCGACGAAAUCAUCGCGGCCGGCUCGUCCAAGCUCGCCAAGUUCGGCGGCGGUGGCGCUGCCGCCCCUGCUGCCGCUGCUGCGGGUGCUGCUGACGCCCCUGCCGCUGGCAAGAAGGAAGAAAAGAAGGAAGAAGAAGAAGAAGCUGACCUUGGCGGUGGCAUGGACAUGUUCGGCGGCGGAUCGGACUACUAAGCGCCAUGCGUGCCAUGCAGUCAUUCUCCAGCGACUGGGCUCGAUGCUCCUCUCUCCAACAUUGUGUUGGCCGCGCCAUCAGAAUAUAGGCACUUCGUCCAAAUAUUGUGCAGGUGAUUGAGUAACACAAUGAUGUAGCCGUAGCGCAAUCAUCUCUUCUCCCCGUGUUAAGAGUUGCUCACGAUACGACCCUCACUGAAUCAAACACCCUUUCGACUGCUUGCGCAUGUCUGGAG